AUGGCUUGGCGGCAUACAGCUCUGCAACAAAAUUUCUUGUUCUUUAUUGCGGCACGGCGCCGCCGGGGAUCCGAAUUAUUAGCAAGGCAGUGCAUCGAAAUGGGUGUCAAUCUAGAGGAAGUUGAUCUGCAUGGGCAGACGCCUCUGUUUUGGGCUGCAGCGCGCGGCAAUUUGGUCAUAGUGAAAUUCUUGCUUAAUCUGGGGUUUGAAGUGAACUUUCGCGACAAGGCCAGGAAGACUGCUCUCUUCUUUGCCAUUGAGAAGAAUCACAUGGACGUGGUCGACUACCUGAUAGAACGUUCUGCCUCUAUAUGGGUUCGGGCCUCCGACGGCAAGACACCACAGUUGAUGCUAAAGGCGUUGAAUCACAAGGCCCCCAGCAGGAAAAGAGAGUUGGUGUCGCCAACACCGACUUUCACGUGUCCGGGCGCGGCAACACGGAGCCGUUUUGCCCAGUGGGAAUGGGCCGGGGCCCAGGAGGAGACUGAGCCACUGAUUGAAAAGAAGGAGGACAACGUGCUCGUGGAGAACGCGCAGUACUACGUGUGUGCAUCAGUGACAGGGUGUUCGAAACGCCUCCGCCGCUCGGAACGGGAGUUUGUUGGAGAUCACGCACAUUAUCAUCAACAGGAGACCUGGUACAGCAACUUGACUCCUGAGAAUUCUGCCGCGCUCGUGAACGUGAGCAUGGGUGACGAAAAGGCACAUGAGAAGAUUAUUGACGAGUUGGCGCAGGGAUCACGGCCUCGUGCCUUCACGCUGGCAGCAGUGUCGCAACAGACUCGCACACUCGCUGGUUAUGUGUAUGCAUCUUUCACGGACGAGACGUUGAAGAUCGGCCAAGUGAAGGUGGACCGCCCCCAUCAAGAACGGGGACUAGGCGGUCUGCUACUCAAAGCGGCCGAGAAGCGAGCACAGAACUUGGGAGCAUCCAUCUCGAAAGUCAAACUCACGGUUAUCCUCCAAGACGCCAUGCUCACUGGCAACAACGGAGAAAACCUCCGGUGGAUCAUCGGCAAGUAUCCGAAGGAGUGGCAACGCCUGACAGCUCGUCUGGCAGAGAGCAACCUGCUGCUCAGAUAUCUGGGCAAGGCGCAGCCCGGAAUCUCCGACAAGACGCGCCUGGAGGUCCGCCUUUGGGCUUCCAUGCGGUCUCAGACUGUGAUGCGCACGGUGCAAGGAGCCGUGAACUACCACAUCGCGCUCGAAGCGAAUCCCACAAUUGUGUCGCCCCACUCCACCAUCUCCAAACGCUCGCAGUUGGAGAAGUACGUGGAGCUGGUCUGGUCACACCAGACGCACGGCGAAGACAACAAGAAAGACAGUGAUGUGCGGCGUCUUUUGGGGCUGUACGAGGACUACCCCAUCUACCUGGUCUUCGAUCUAGAUAUGGUCCACCUCACUACGCUGGACAGGAAGAUCAUGGGCCAAAUGGUGCGGCGAAGGUUACGUCAGGAGAUGCAAGUGCUCGAUGAGUGGCUUGACGACACGCACUUCUUCGACCACUUCCCCUACAUGUCCUGCAAGGCCAUGUACAAGAAACGGCCGCUUUUGGAAGAGCGUCGCAAGCUCAUUCGGGAGCUGGAACUCAGCAACCUCGACGGCAAGUUCAUUGCCAGUCAGGUCGAAAGCUUCGAUCCCACGUCGGUGCUGAACCUGGAGAUGGUUGAGGUGAUGCCACGACGAUUGCCCCUCAUGAUCGGCAAGAACAAAGGCAACUUGACCCAGGGAAAGGCCGGGAAUCAGUUGAUGGCCCUCCGCUUCUGCAAAGGCUUCGCGGUGCAGGCCAUGGAUGCCAACAUGGGAUCCUUCAUUGGGGAAGCUUUCAAGGUGCCCAUGGUCUUAAAGCGUUUCCAACCUCGGUUCUACAACCGGGAUCGUGUGACGGCAAGGCUGAUCGGCUUCAGAGAGCACAUCUUCACCGUUGCGCAUGGCAUUUGUGGAGACAUCAACGCCGUCGCAGAGUGGUGCUUCGGAACCUCCAUCCAGCGUGUCCAGACAUGGCUGGGUGUGCGAAUGCACUACGGCCAUCCUGACUUUGUAGAUUUGUACUGGGCCCGCAACCGCGGCUCCAUGAGCAAAGCCACCCCGCACAUCAACCUGUCGGAAGACAUCUACCUGGGCUUCAAUGUCAAGAACCGCGGCGAGAAGUCAGACCACUUCGACUUUCUGGAGUGGGAGAAGGGCAGAGAGGUGUCCUUCAAUGCAGCCAGCACUUUCUUGUACAAGAUCUCUGGCGGAAACAUCGGCGUGUGGCGCUCGAAGGACAUCACGGAGAGUGCCAUGGUACUGCCUACAAUCGACCUCUUCUCCUUCUACUUCGCCACCGUGGGCUACUUCGUGUCUCUCACGAUCAUUGACAUGACGAUGUACUUCUACGUCGGCUUUCAUCUGCUGCUGACGAUGGCCUCCGUGUCCCUCCAUGAGUUGGGUACCCUCGGCACGACGAUGUCGGUGGAGUGGAUCCUUGGUCCUGGCUUCUUCAUGUACUUGCCACCUCUGUUCGAGGGACUCUUGGAGUAUGGCGGCCUUGCCGAGGGAUUUCGCCGGAUCAUCGUGGGCUUCGACUCCACCGCCAGCAUUCUUCCUGCCGGGUCGCUGUACUGGGCCCUUACGCUGAUGUUCUUCACUUUCCAGAACAAGACGAAGUCAGCUGCCGUUCGUCAGGCGUUGAGAACGGGCACUGCGACCUACCGGGCUACUGGCCGGCCAAAUGCCAACACCAGGCUCACGCUGAUCGACACGUUCCUGCAGUACCGGACCAUGCACUACCAGGAUUCUUGCCUCUUCCUCUUCUACUACAUCCUCUACCGCAGUGCAAACAUGGGACUGGCUGGCGCCUUGCCGAUGGCUACUAUCAUCUUCGCCUGCGUCUGCUGGCUGAUUGUGCCCACCCUGUUCGCGCCGUAUCCGACCUGGAAGAACCUCUGUGAGGAUGUCGAGACCUUCUACCACUUCAUGAUGCGCUGUCCGGCGGAUCGGAGCCGCGCGGAACUUUACCACACCAGGAUGUGGAUCACGCUGUCCGCAAGCGGCAACAAGCCUGCGCAGGACGUGCCCAAAGCUGGUUCCAAAGGGCAGCCAGGCAACCUCUUCGAGGUCCUUCUUCAGGCAGCACUUGAGCAGGACACGAGGUUCAACUACCGCUUCACUGAUGACUGCAUGUCCUUACUUUGGAGUGUCGCCCGGACGAUGAUACUGUUCUCCAUCCUGCCCUCGUCGACGAUUGAGGCCACGGAGUUCUGUCUCUUCAUGUGGGUGGUCCACGCAUUCCUGGUCUUGGCCUUCGGCGUCUUCGUGGACUUGCUCUGGAUUGCUGUCUGCUUGCUGUUCUUCCUUCUGCUCUUUGCCAAAGCCACGUCGUUUCCGACCAUCCUCCUUGCUGGCAUGCUUUUCUUCUCCUUCCUGGACACGGUUUCGAAGCUUCUGCUCUUCCUCAGCCGCCGCUGGCGGAAGCUUCCCGGUCGGGGCAGGCCCGUCACCGCCAAGAACGUGCGAGUAGGUAUGAAGGUGCUGCCCGGCAAGGACUGGAUGUACGAUAUGAAGAAGGACGACGCCAAGCAAAAUGCGGCAUCAGGAUGCAGCAUGGUCGGAACAGUUACCAACUGUGACGAUUGCCAGGAGCUGGGCUACUGCGAAGUUCUCUGGGUUAACGGAUCGGAGGGCCGAUAUCGCAUCACCACCUCCUGGCAGACCGCCUCGGAUCUUCGCCGCCAUCCCGACUGGUACGCUGUUUGCGUGGAGGCGACAGUGCUCAUGUUCGGCGGCUAUCACCUCAACCUCUUCGUGAGCUUUGUGGGGCUUGCUGCGCAUUGCGCCAUCGCGGUUGUGUUAAUCGCUUUGGACAGCAACUGGUUCGGCAACUGGCAUGCGAAGAUGAUGCGAAUGCCCACUCGGAAAGAGAUGGAUGCAGCCCAUUCCAUCGAGGGGGCAGCGAAACAUGGUUCGGUGGGCGCGCCGCCGAUUGCUAUGACGGAGCUGCAGGAUGCCAUCGUCAUCGAGGACCUGAAGCGAGAGCCGUGGUCGAAGAGAGAGCUGAAGCCCAAGUCAGACCCGAUGCCGCCGGCCUGCAUCAUCGACGAUCCGGCCUACAGGGGGGCGGAGUGGAAGGAGGUCUGCAGGGUCAAGCUGAAGAAGGUCGCCAAUAAGGCAUCGGUGACGAAGCUGCGGAGGGAGUACGGCAUCGUCGCUGUGGCAGUUGAAAGCCGUGAUGGCUUAGAGUGUGGCUUGGAUGUGCCACUGCAAGCCGGUGGUUCUGUCCUGUUUGGAAUCGAGAAUGGCGUGGAGAAUUUCGAGAAACUGCGCGGGCUUAUCGGCUUGACCGAGGAGGACGAGGAUCCUCGCGACAGUGUGGAGCGAGUGUGGCUUCCCGUGUACAAGUUCGAGGUUCCGCAGGCCCUCGCUGGAAUUCCGUGGUCCCAGCGUUCUGGAAGCAUGAUGCUCGACGAGAAGGACCACAACGUGGAUUCGAGUGUCGGGGCUGCACAUCGCCGUGAGAUGGCAGACAUGAGUGAUGAGGAGGACCUGCACCUUCUCAGCACGGUGAAACUCCUGGGUCGGGUCGGACCAACCAAAUCCGCUCCGCCUGCCAUUACUCCGGCGAUGACACCGGCGACGACGCCGGCGCUGCGCACGCCCGCAACGCUGACACCACAAUCCAGGACGGGGACGAAGACUCCCGAGACGACGCCCAAGCGCAGUCCAACGGCCUGGAAGAAGACCGCACGGAUUCCAAAGGUGCCUGAGCUGCGAGCUCCAGAAAUGUGCGGCAUCGUGCGUGCCGAGGGCACGACGCAGUGGUUCCCCUCGGUAGACGAGGUGCUGGAUGAGGGCGACCUCAUGAUCCUCUCCCAGGGGGCAUUCCCUGGCGACUGGCUUUGCCGGACCGAUGCGUGCCUGCUGUCUGGGUGGCUGCUGAAAUGCGUUUUAGAUCCCUGCAGGGAGAUGCUGAAUGCACUGCCCGGAUUUGCAAUCAUGGGCGAGAAUCAGGCCAUGUGGGGGACCUUGUACGAGCUGGCGAAGAAGAGGGCUGGUGCUCUUGGGGAGUACCGGGACAGGGGCGACUCCAUGGCGUGGCGGCAAAGUGAUGAAUUGAAUUGGUCCGAAAUUCUCUGCUCCUACCAGCUCCGUGUCCUUGCGGAGAUGAACCCUCCAAAUGAUGCCCGUGUAGUGGGCUUCAAGGAGAUCAGGUGGGCUUGGUCCGAGCAGCUUCACGACCUGGAACUACUCAUGGAGGUGUUUCCAUGCUCUUUCGCCGUGCUGAACUACCGCAAGGACAUUGAGGCUGAAGCCGAGUCGCGGACAGAGGCAACCGGUUACUUUCCACCGACCAACCUGGCGGAGGCCACGAAGGCGAUGCUCAGCUUCUACGAGAAGCAUCGGCAGCGAAGCUUCCUGCUGCCCUUGGAGAACUUUUCGACGGAUCUCUUCAACCAGCUCCUCCGAUUUCUCGGCGAGGACCGGUGCUCCUUCACAGAUGUUCUCCACGACAACUCGCACUCAGGUAUAAAGCACACUGCAGCAAGUCCUACAUUCGAGUGGCCCGACUCCAGACAGGGGCCGCUGAUGGCGGUGAGUCGCCUUGCGGCGAUGGAGGCGAAAGAGACUGUGGAGCAGGAUCGCCUGGCACAAGCUCUCGCGACCAUUCAGGAUGCCACGAGCAACCUUUCAUACCUUCGUCGCUUGCAGGUAGAGCCAUGCAGCGACACCAUCGACUGGUCUGAUGCUAAAAAUGUUGCUCAAGUCGUACAAGGCUGCGCGUUCAUUACCCUGGCGAUGUGGCUCAUUUUCGCUAACAACUCCAAAGUCGCCAUUGCACAGAAGGCACCUCUGGAACAGAGACACGCCGUAUGUGCCACCAUCAGCACUGCCGUGGCCUUGCUGUCCGGCUUUUUCAACAUCCUGCAGCUCACAGCCAUCGAUGACUUUGACAUUCCGGGCAGAGGCGCCUCGACUCAGUCCUACACUCUUCAGCUGGCCCGCCCUGUCGAAUGGAUCAUGACUUGCCCCAUCUUGCAGUUGAAACUUGUCGUCCUCGCUGGUGCCCGGGUACCUUCCUACAGGCGGUUCAUGAUGCCGCUGCUCUCAGCAACCAUUCUGAUUUGCGGCAUUGCCUCCAGCUUGACGGACACGUUCAUGAUGUACGUGUGGUUCGCCUUCGGAUGCAUCUUUUGCCUGAUCAUGUUUUACUACAAUGCCCUGCAGAUCACUGAGAACAGUGAAGGAGAGGAGAACUGGUAUCACGGCAAUUCGGACUACCGUCGGCGACCCGGCUGA
Messenger RNA from Symbiodinium sp. CCMP2592, 6276 nucleotides. The record is from the annotation of a GenBank genome assembly. NCBI's taxonomy places the organism in Eukaryota, Dinophyceae, Suessiales, Symbiodiniaceae.